AUUAAUUUCCCAUUCUAGAGCUUUCAUUGAUAGUAUAACAUCAACAGUAUAAUAUUUUAUCUUCAAGAAUAAUCUUUAACCUUUUUGUUUCUUGUUGAUUCCAUUGUUAUUUUUACCUUUUAAUCGCUAUCAAAUCAAUAUUAUCAUGUUAUUAUUACUAUUAUUGCUUAUCGUUCCAGCUGAGAUUCAUAAUGCUCCAUCCAAAUCAUUUGAUUUAAAUCAAAUUUGGUCUCUUUUCAAGAAUGAAUUUCAAAAGAUUUACAACUCAGAAAGAGAAGAGCGCUAUCGACUAAACAUUUUUGCCCAAAAUUUGGCCACAAUUAACUAUCACAAUGAUAGAGCCGAGAAAGGACUUGAAACAUUUACAAUGGGAAUCAACAAAUUCACUGACAUGUCUUUCAACGAAUUUUCACUCAAAUAUCUUGGAACUCGAUUCCGAAGUAGUUGGUUUUUAGGUGCACCAAUAACUCAUGUUGCCGAUCCUUCAGAAAAUUUACCUAAAUUCCUUGACUGGCGAGAGUCUGGCAUAGUGGGUUCAAUCAAGAAUCAAGGAGCUUGCGGAUCUUGCUGGUCAUUUUCAACAGCCAGCUCAUUGGAGUCAGCUUUGGCACAAGCAACUGGCAACAAAACGACUCUUAGUGAACAAAACUUGAUGGACUGUUCAUGGGCUGAAGGUAAUCUUGGGUGCAACGGAGGUUGGAUGUCUGAUGCUUAUCGAACCGUCAUGCGACUUGGUGGUAUCAAUACUGCCGCUGACUAUCCAUAUACCGCUCGAGAUUCCCUGGUCUGUAAAUAUCAACCAACCAAAGCAGCUGUUAGCCUUAAAAAUUAUGCCUCCGUUGACGGAUUGGAAAACAUGAAAUCCGCUGUCGCACAGAAGAAUGUCGCUGUUGCCAUGGAAGUUGACAAUAAAUUUCAACAUUACAAGAGUGGAGUUUUCUCGUCCAAUGGAUGCAAAAAUACAGCUCGAUCACUUAAUCAUGCCGUUAAUCUGGUUGGCUAUGGUAAAGUCAGUGAAUCGGGUAAAAAUUCAACUCGUGAUGAGCCAAGUGAAAUUGAUUAUUGGAUAUUGAGAAACAGUUGGAGUACUUCAUGGGGUGAAGAUGGAUAUGCAAGAAUCCAAAUGGGCCAAUGUGGAAUCGAAAUGGUUGGAUUUUAUCCAAUCAUCAAGCUACACUUUUAAGCUUCAGUUAUCGGUCAAACCUUUCAUUUGACGAUAAACAAUUUAUGCGAAAAUUUAUUAAGCUUUUAAUCUAUUCCAGGCAUUAUUUACUUGAUUAAUAAAUUAUUGACAAUGUAAAUCUCAUAUAAAUUGUAUUAAUCAAAAUGAGGAGAAAAUAUCAAUUUUCUAACAAUGAAACAACUAAAACUGGGAACUUCCCAAGUCUCUGCAAUGUUUUAUCCACUGUUGAUUGUUGAGUGAUAAUUUUGUUAAUCAGCUAAUUUAUUAAACAAUUAAAGGUUCAAAAGGUUGAUUAGCAA
Messenger RNA from Tetranychus urticae (two-spotted spider mite), 1482 nucleotides. Its product is annotated as cathepsin L-like proteinase. Gene Ontology annotation, molecular function: cysteine-type peptidase activity. NCBI's taxonomy places the organism in Eukaryota, Metazoa, Arthropoda, Arachnida, Trombidiformes, Tetranychidae. Gene Ontology annotation, biological process: proteolysis. The record is from RefSeq and is a predicted model, not a curated record.